Molecule: messenger RNA, 1320 nt
Organism: Nicotiana tabacum (common tobacco)
Lineage: Eukaryota; Viridiplantae; Streptophyta; Magnoliopsida; Solanales; Solanaceae
Product: strigolactones hydrolase CXE15
Molecular function (GO): hydrolase activity
Source: RefSeq, a predicted model, not a curated record
AACCAAAGGUACACACUAAACAAACUUCAUUCUUCAAAUUACUGAUUACUCGAAAAAAACACUUCAAACUUUGCCAAAAUGGUUCAUGAAAAGCAAGUGAUAGAGGAAGUAUCCGGCUGGCUUAGAGUUUUCGAAGACGGUUCAGUAGACCGGACUUGGACCGGUCCACCCGAAGUCAAAUUCAUGGCCGAGCCAGUCCCACCCCAUGACUACUUCAUCGACGGCGUUGCCGUCAAAGAUGUAGUCGCCGACGAAAAAUCCGGCAGCCGUCUCCGCAUCUACUUACCUGAACGAAACGACAAUUCCGCCAACAAGCUUCCCGUCAUUCUUCACUUCCACGGCGGCGGCUUUUGUGUCAGCCAUGCUGAUUGGUUCAUGUACUACACUGUCUACACGCGCCUAGCGCGCGCGGCCAAAGCUAUCAUUGUCUCCGUCUUCCUCCCCCUCGCGCCGGAGCACCGCCUCCCAGCUGCCUGCGAUGCCGGUUUCGCCGCUCUCCUCUGGCUCCGGGACCUCUCCCGGCAGCAAGGACACGAGCCCUGGCUCAACGAUUACGCAGAUUUCAACCGAGUAUUCCUCAUCGGAGACAGCUCCGGCGGGAACAUAGUCCACCAAGUUGCCGUCAAAGCCGGCGAGGAAAACUUAUCUCCAAUGCGACUGGCCGGCGCAAUUCCGAUCCAUCCAGGUUUCGUGCGGUCCUAUCGGAGCAAAUCGGAGCUAGAACAAGAGCAAACCCCGUUUUUAACAUUAGAUAUGGUAGAUAAAUUUCUAGGGUUAGCUUUACCAGUAGGGAGCAACAAGGAUCAUCAAAUAACAUGUCCGAUGGGAGAGGCGGCGCCGGCAGUGGAGGAGCUUAAAUUACCGCCUUAUUUGUACUGUGUGGCGGAGAAAGAUCUGAUAAAGGACACUGAAAUGGAGUUUUACGAAGCUAUGAAAAAGGGGGAAAAGGAUGUAGAGCUGUUUAUUAACAAUGGAGUGGGACAUAGCUUUUAUCUUAACAAAAUUGCUGUUAGAAUGGACCCUGUAACUGGUUCUGAAACUGAAAAACUUUAUGAAGCCGUUGCAGAGUUCAUCAACAAGCAUUAAAAGGAGAAAAUUUGUGGUUUUGCAGAAUAUUUGUUUGUUGCAUGCAUGUUCAAGAUUUUGAUGUACCGUCUUGAUUGUCACGUUCUAAUGGUUUUGUAAUUAUAAUUAUGAGGAGUAAAUUUCUAUUGUUGCGUAGAAAUGUUUUUUCUUUGGUAGUAAAUGUUUAUUUGUAAUACUUUAAAAAGUGGACAAAUUUCUUUUGAGAUUCAUGAAAUAAUAUCUUUAAAUUUCGAA